Cuscuta campestris is the source of this 3025-nucleotide messenger RNA. The record is from the annotation of a GenBank genome assembly. Lineage: Eukaryota; Viridiplantae; Streptophyta; Magnoliopsida; Solanales; Convolvulaceae.
CCAACUCGACGGAGAUGAAAACCCCGGCGUCGAAAUCGCGGCUGCUCCACGGACGUCUCAGAGCGCCGUUGGCGAGACGGUGAGCGAUUCCCCGGUGAAUACUACGCCGGCAGUACGGACUCCAUCCGAAACGACGGGAGAGGACGCCGGCGAAGAAGCGGUACGCGUUUUCGUGAGAAGCAAGGGCGUGAUGUGGGUAAAAUUCUUCUGAAGCGUGUUCGACGCCGGAACAACCGGAACUCGUCGGAGUUUCUGACGGCGGCGGCGGCGGCGUGCCGUUACAGAAUCUAUGGCGCAUCCGUAUGAGGAGUACGCUGUGGUGGCGGCGGAAGGGAGAGAUGAGCAGCUGACGUGUCAGGUUUUCUCUGAUCUCCAUAUUAUUGUUAGCUAUAGAGUAUGUAGUACGAAGUAUUUCGAAUUAGUUUAAUCAAUGUUUAAAUUAAGAGUUAAAUAGAGGAAAAGAUCUAAAGAGUUUCUAUUUGAUUGAGAUUGAAAAAAUUACUUUAUUAGAACCCUCCAAUCAUGGCUAAGUGUUCUCCCUAGUGUUCUAGGGUUAUUUCUUUCGUCUCCCUAGCUUUUCUAGGGUUCUACUCGCCGAUUCUUCUCUCGGAUUGUGCUCUCAUGGAAGGCGGCGAUGUUGAUGGCUUGAAUCAAAGGGUGUCUGGGCUAGAUCUGGAUGACGAGGCUGAGGGGCUCUCCUUUUUACCGGAGGGCGGGGCUCCUGUGCCGACGGUAGAGUUCCGAACUUGGACAAUCGCGGGUCGAUUUCUCUCCAAUAAGGUAAUUAAAUUUGACAUUAUGCAACGGGUUAUGGCAGCGGCUUGGAAGUCGGCUAUGGGUGUUCGAAUUGUCCAGGAGGGAGAGGUGUUCCUGUUUCACUUUUAUCAUGUUAAGGACGCGACCCGAAUCAUCGAGGAGGGUCCGUGGUCUUUUGAUAAUGCUACGUUGGUCUGUAAACUCCUUGACGAAGGGGAGAAGGUUUUGGCUACUGAUCUGAAUUGUGCAGAGAUGUGGGUUCAAGUACAUAAUUUGCCCUUUGGUUAUUCAUCCCCGGCUAUUUUAGAAGCUAUUGGUAAUUUUGUUGGUGGGUUUGUGAAGAUUGAUGUCAGUCCUAUUCCUCAGACCCAAAGGCCCUAUUUUAGGGUUCGGGUGGCGGUGGAUGUGCGAAGGCCACUUCGGCGUAAGAUGAAGCUCACGAAAAGAGAUGGGUCGGUGGUUUGGGUUCAAUUCCAGUUUGAACGUCUCAAUAACUUUUGCUUCUUUUGUGGCGUCAUGGGACAUCUUGCAAAGCACUGUAGAGGGGCAGUUCUGUCUUCUUUGGAACCAGAGGAUUACCCGUUUGAUGCGUCCCUAAGGGCUGGUGGAAGGAAAAAGGAGUCUGGUCUUGGUUUGCCGUGGCUUCGGUUUCAGGACCCUUGGGAGGGGUGUGGGGAGCAGGUUGGAACCUCUUCACUUGUGCAAAAAGUUAUACCGGAGGAGGAGGUAGAACUUGAAGUUGUGGCAAAGAGGAAGAGGGGUACGGAGGGUGGUGCUAUGUUGGGAAGAGACUUGGAUAUCUCUAUGAUGGAUGGUUCAAAAAACUUGCAAGCGGCGGGUUCUGGCUUCCAGGCCCGCCGGGGACAAUGAGUAUCCUAAGUUAGAACUGCCGUGGGUUGGGCAACCGACGGACUGUUUAGGAGUUGGCAGACCUUGUGUCUGCAAAGAAGCCCGACUUUAUUUUUCUUUUGGAAACUAAAGGUGCGAGAGGAAAUGCGGAAGAGUUGAAGGUCAAGAUUGGUUUUGAGGGGCUCUUUGUUGUGGACAGUGUCGGGUUGAGUGGUCGGCUGGCACUUCUAUGGAAGGAGAAUUGUACGGCUAAUCUCAUUAGCUACUCUAGAUAUCAUAUUGAUAUUGUUGUCUCUCUUCAGAAUGUUGUACCUUGGAGAUUAACUGGAUUUUAUGGUAACCCUAAAAGGGAUCAGCGUGGCAUCUCUUGGGAUCUUCUUCGGUCUCUUAAACAUCAUUCCUCGUUACCUUGGGCUGUUAUGGGUGACUUUAAUGAUUUGUGUUCGGUUAGAGAGAAGAAGGGGGGCUGCCCUCAUCCGAUUUCGCUUAUAUCAGGGUUCAAUCAAGCUCUUGAGGAUUGCGGUCUCUUCGAUUUAGGGAUGAUUGGUUAUCCCUUCACUUGGGAACGAGGUCGUGGUUUGCAUAAUUGGGUUGAGGAACGACUUGAUCGUGUCGUGGUCUCUGGGGCGUGGAGGGAUUUGUUUACACAAGCCUGUGUGUUCAACAACUUCAUGAGAACUUCUGAUCAUGCAGCGUUACACUUAUGUCUUGACCGUGCGGUUCGGGUGCACAGGGUUAGGAGAUUUCGGUUUGAAAAUGCUUGGAUGCGUGAUACUGGUUUUAAGGAUGUCCUGACAGAGGCUUGGCGUGAUUCGACUGGGGAGCCUUUCUCAAAUAGACUGGCUGCUUGUGGAAAGAGACUGAUGCGCUGGGGAGGGGAUAAAUUCCAACAUUUUGGUAAAAGGCGUAAAGAACUGGAAAAACUGAUUGGUGGUAUCAGGGGGAAGCGUGAUGACCAGAGUUUUUAGCUCUUAAUCGGGCUGAAAAAGAGCUUGCCUGUUUAAGGGACCAAGAGGAUCUAUAUUGGCGACAAAGGGCGAAGCAACAUUGGCUUAAUUCUGGUGAUGCUAACACCCGUUUUUUUCACCAAUAUGCGUCUCACCGAAAGCGAAAGAAUUUUAUUCAUGGGCUUAAGGGUUCGGAUGGAGUCUGGCAUGCUGGGGAUUCUUUAAAAGCUUUGAUUACUAAGUAUUUUAAGGAUAUCUUUACGUCUAAGGGGGUUGCUGACUCCUCGUUUUUUGACUCCAUUGUCCCGCGGGUUUCGAGAGAACAAAAUGAAGGGUUGCUGGCUUAGUUUGGUGAGGAGGAAGUUAAGCAGGCUAUUUUUUCUAUGCACCUGAUGGGAUGAAUCCUGCCUUUUUUCAGAAAAAUUGGGGAGUGGUGGGCCAGGACCUGACAAGGGCUGUUCUGGAGUGUAUUC